Molecule: messenger RNA, 816 nt
Organism: Solenopsis invicta (red fire ant)
Lineage: Eukaryota; Metazoa; Arthropoda; Insecta; Hymenoptera; Formicidae
Exons: 1
Coding region: 1-816 (271 amino acids)
Source: RefSeq, a predicted model, not a curated record
AUGAACAAUGCAUUUUGUGAUCAAAUCAUAAAAGAAUUUCCUAUACUCUUUUCUCCCGGUCUUGGUAAAUGCAACAGCUUUCGAGCAAAGUUCGUGCUAACAGAGGAAGCUGUCCCGGUCCAAACUCCAUGUCGACAGAUCCCGUACGUGAUGGAGACAUCUCUCAAAGAAGAACUUCAACGUCUAGAGUCUCAAGACAUCAUCGAGCGAGUCCACCUGUCAAACUGGAGUACUCCUGUAGUUAUUGUAAAAAAACCGGACGGCAGAAUCAGAUUGUGUGCUGAUUACUCUACAGGCGUCAACCGCGCGCUCCGAAACAAUACGUAUCCUUUGCCAAAUGCAGAUAAUAUUAUCACUAAAGUAAAUAGCAAUAGCUAUUUCAGUGUUUUAGAUCUCAGCGAUGCCUUUCUCCAAAUAGAAGUCGCCGAAGACCAUCGUGACAUUACAACGAUUACCACCCCAAAAAGAGUAUUCAGAUUUAAGCGAUUACCCUUCUGCAUCAAGACGGCACCAGCUAUAUUUCAACAGGCCAUAAACCAUAUCUUAGCCGGCUUGAAAGGCGUCUAUGCUUACAUUGAUGACGUAAUAAUCAUGGGCUCCACCCAACAGGAACAUGACAAACGCUUGCGCGCCACUCUCCAACGACUAGAAGAAAGAGACCGGAAACUGAAACCAAGUAAAUGUCGUUUUGCCCUACAGGAAAUUAAGUAUCUUGGCAUCAUAAUAAAUGAAUCAGGCAUAUCCGCUGACCCAGAAGCCACACGCGCGAUCACUGAGAUGCCAAAACAUUCGUGCGUGGCUGAAGUCCAAACCUAG